This is a messenger RNA of Schistocerca americana (American grasshopper), 1692 nucleotides long. Its product is annotated as helicase SRCAP-like. The transcript is spliced from 2 exons. The coding region runs from base 1 to 1692 and encodes 563 amino acids. NCBI's taxonomy places the organism in Eukaryota, Metazoa, Arthropoda, Insecta, Orthoptera, Acrididae. The record is from RefSeq and is a predicted model, not a curated record.
AUGUCACUAGGUAGUUCACUAGCUCACUGCUCCCCACCACUCUCAGAGAUCGGGUCACAUGGUAGUUCACUAGCUCACUGCUCCCCACCACUCUCAGAGAUCGGGUCACUAGGUAGUGCACUAGCUCAUUGCUCCCCACCACUCUCAGUGAUCGGGUCACUGGGUAGUUCACUAUCUCACUGCUCCCAACCAUUCUCAGAGAACAGGUUACUAGGUAGUUCACCAACUCACUGCUCCCCACCACUCUCAGAGAUCGGGUCACUAGGUAGUUCACUAGCUCACUGCUCCCCACCACUCUCAGAGAUCGGGUCACUAGGUAGUUCACUAGCUCACUACUCACCACCACUCUCAGAUAUCAGGUCACCAGAUAGUUCACUAGCUCACUGCUCCCCACCACUCUCAGAGAUCGUGUCACUAGAUAGUUCACUGGCUCACUGCUCCCCACCACACUCAGAGAUCGAGUCUCUAGGUAGUUCACUAGCUCACUGCUCAACACCACUCUCAGUGAUCGGGUCAACAGUUAGUUCACUAGCUCACUGCUCCCCACCACUCUCAGAGAUCGGGUUACCAGCGAUCGGGUCACCAGGUAGUUCACUAGCUCACUGCUCCCCACCACUCUCAGAGACCGGGACACUGCGUGGUUCACUAGCUCACUGCUCCCCACCACUCUCAGAGAUCGUGUCACUAGGUAGAUCACUACCUCACUGCUCCCCACCACUCUCAGAGAUCGGGUCACUAGGUAGUUCACUAGCUCACUGCUCCCCACCACUCACAGAGAUCGGCUCACUUGGUUGUUCACUAGCUCACUGCUCCCCACCACUCUCAGAUAUCGGGUCACCUGGUAGUUCACUAGCUCACUGCUCCCCACCUCUCUCAGAGAUCGGGUCACCAGGUAGUUCACUAGCUCACUGCUCCCCACCACUCUCAGAGAUCGGGUCACUAGGUACUUCACUAGCUCACUGCUCCCCACCACUCUCAGAGAUCCGGUCACCAGGUAGUUCACUAGCUCACUUCUACCCACCACUCUCAAAGAUCGGGUCACUAGGUAGUUCACUAGCUCACUGCUCCCCACCACUCUCAGAGAUCGGGUCACUAGGUAGUACACUAGCUCACUGCUCCCCACCACUCUCAGAGAUCGGGUCACCAGGUAGUUCACUAGCUCACGGCUCCCCACCACUCUCAGAGAUCAGGUCACUAGGUAGUUCACUAGCUCACUGCUCCCCACCACUCUCAGAGAUCGGGUCACUAGGUAGUACACUAGCUCACUGCUCCCCACCACUCUCAGAGAUCGGGUCACUAGGUAGUUCACUAGCUCACUGCUCCCCACCACUCUCAGAGAUUGGGUCACUAGGUAGUUCACUAUCUCACUGCUCCCCACCACUCUCAGAGAUCGGGUUACUUGGUAGUUCACUAGCUCACUGCUCCCCACCACUCUCAGAGAUCGGGUCACUAGGUAGUUCACCAGCUCACUGCUCCCCAUCACUUUCAGGGAUCAGGUCACUAGGUAGUUCACUAGCUCACUACUCCCCACCACUCUCAGAUACCGGGUCACCAGAUAGUUCACUAGCUCACUGCUCAACACCACUCUCAGAGAUCUUGUCACUAGGUAGUUCACUAGCUCACUGCUCCCCACCACUGUCAGAGAUCGGGUCACUAGGUAGUUCACUAGCUCACUGCUCCCCAGCACUCUGA